Trametes versicolor FP-101664 SS1 is the source of this 654-nucleotide messenger RNA. RefSeq lists its product as uncharacterized. Gene Ontology annotation, molecular function: DNA-binding transcription factor activity, RNA polymerase II-specific; zinc ion binding. The transcript has 4 exons. The record is from RefSeq and is a predicted model, not a curated record. The coding region runs from base 1 to 654 and encodes 217 amino acids. Gene Ontology annotation, biological process: regulation of DNA-templated transcription. NCBI's taxonomy places the organism in Eukaryota, Fungi, Basidiomycota, Agaricomycetes, Polyporales, Polyporaceae.
AUGCCGCUACCCAGCAAGCCUCAUUCGCUCGACGUGAACCCCGCUAUAUGUACCAUGCUCAACCCAUCUGUGGAGCGUGUAUACAUUCUAACCGAAUCUGUGCUACGUUUUGUAAUUGAGCACGACCGACUGCCAUUCACCGUUGAAGAGUCGCAUGAGUUCUCAGCUCAUCUCGUACACGACGUUGGAUCGAUCGCGGAGGAUCCGCUCGGGCAAGGCGCACCCGUUGUGUCUGCGACCAAUCACGUCAGUUCGACCCGGAAGACUCUUGGCGGGGGGACCCGUAAGGUCGCUUGCGAGUCAUGCUACGAGGCGCGGAAGCGGUGCGAAGGUCCGUGGCCAUGCUCAGGCUGCAAACGGCGGCAGCUACCAUGUGUCCCACGCAAGCCGCGCCCCCGUAAGGCUCGCGCAAUCCGGUUCGCAAAGGAUUUUGCGGCGCACGCUCCCCAUGUUGGAAACCACGAUGAGCACUCCAGUGCCACCUACCUCCUUGGAGAACACGUCAACGCCGAGCCCGGAUUCCUGCCAGACUACUUCUCGGCAUGGCACCGGAACGAUGACGUGGACGUGGCCCCCAUGCAGCACCCGACGUUCGUCUCGUCAUCACCCAACAUCUUUGAAUACGCGUCUGGAAGCUACGACCGGCUUACCUGA